AUGGCCAUGGCCACCACCCCCAACCCCAAUCCCGCAAUAUAUUCGCCGCAGCCCACACCUUCCACCAAAUUUCCGUCCCCCAUCUCCACUGCACCGCACCGCACCGCACCGCGGCUGUCUCUUCCUGCCACUCCGCCUCGACUUGCUCGGCUAUUCCCGGAUUGCGGCUCGGUGUUGGUCAUUGGCGGAGAGGUGAACGCCAAGAAGAAGGUUAGUUUCUGUGGGAACACUGGCCACAGCCGCUGCGGUGAAGUUCAUUUAGCUGCUGCCGUGUGCUCCGGUCGUAUGCGAAGCAACCCCUUCUCACUUCAGAAAAACAUGGUGGACGUAGAACUGUUUUAUAAGGACACUAGCGAUCACAACAUCAGCUCUGAGGAAGAAGAUAUGCUUGUCAGGAGUUGUAGCAAUCUCAAUGUGAGCUUUGGAUACCAUUGUGAUUCUUAUCAGAGCUUUUCUCCUGAAAAUGAUCAUGGGAAUGGCAUUUCUCCUAAGAACAUAUUUGGGACUAAUACCAUGAUAGGGCCACGAAAUGGCUCAUUUACUUGUUUAUCUGGUGCUGCUAUUAGUGCAAAUUUUACACUGGCAAAUACAAAUAUUUGCAAUGGUCUUAUUGGUGAAGAAAUUUUACCAGAACUAGAUUCUCCAAAUGCCUUUAGAAAAAUUGUUUCUUCUCCAUCAAUGUCAAGAUUGGACUCAUUCUCCACCUCACAAGGCAGCCCUGUGUCAACUGAGAGCUCUAUAUUUGAGAUCAGUAAAAAUCUUUGGAGGUCCAGUGCCCCAACAACCAUAUCAUCCAAUUUUCUGACUAAUACAGAGAAUCGGAUAAAGCAACAAAAUGGUUUAUACAAUUCAUCAGAAAGCUCUCUCAAUGGUCUUAAAAGCGAGUUAACACUAGCCAUGAGAAAUUCAGAAAAUGAAGACAUAAAAUUUUCUGAAACAUUUCGAGCUGGUGUGCUGAAUUGCCUUUCUACUGCUGUUGAGCAAGCUGAGAAUGACUUUUUAUGCAUGGUUGAACAAGAGAUGGAUGAUAGACCAGAUUUAGUUUCAGUAGGGUCUUGUGUUCUGGUUCUUCUUCUUCAUGGAACAGAUCUGUGCAUCUUAAAUAUGGGGGACAGUAGAGCUGUGCUUGCUUCCAUGCCAUAUGUAGAAAAUGGUGCUUUGAAGACUACUCAGCUGACAGAGACCCACUCACUUGAAAAUCCUUUGGAGUACCAAAGACUUUUAGCUGAUCAUCCCGACGAUUCUUCAGUUGUCAGGGGUAACAAAAUAAAAGGAAAGCUGAAGGUUACUCGUGCCUUUGGAGUUGGCUAUCUAAAGCAGAGGAAGUUCAAUGAUGCACUGAUGGGUAUUUUACGAGUCCGUGAUCUGAGCAGCCCUCCAUAUGUUUACACAAAUCCACACACAUUGAGUCACAAAGUUACAGAUGAUGACUUGUUCGCUGUGCUUGGUAGUGAUGGCUUAUUUGAUUUCUUCAGUAAUGAUGAAGUUGUUCGGUUGGUUUAUCAAUUUAUGCAUGAUAAUCCAAUGGGGGAUCCUGCAAAAUACCUCAUCGAGCAACUUAUACUCAAAGCAGCCAAGGAAGCAGCUUUAACAGCCGAAGAAUUGAUGAGGAUACCUGUUGGGAGUAGGAGAAAGUACCACGAUGAUGUGACUGUCAUUGUUAUCAUCCUUGGAAAUGCACAGAGGACGAUGACUGCAUCAACUUCCUUGUGA
Miscanthus lutarioriparius is the source of this 1713-nucleotide messenger RNA. The record is from the annotation of a GenBank genome assembly. NCBI's taxonomy places the organism in Eukaryota, Viridiplantae, Streptophyta, Magnoliopsida, Poales, Poaceae.